AUUAUCGAACCUUGCGGAUCAGUUCAGUGCAAGAGUGAAACCCGCCCUAGACAGUGAUCGUACUCGAAACACCAGUUGAUUAUAUUCGCGCAGUGGGAAUCUUCCAGAGCCAGGAACAGAGGAUCAACAACCUGUGUUAUAAAAUGAACAAGUUUAUGUUUUUCGCGGUCUUUGCUGUUGUAGCAGUCUCCAUGGCACACGCAGGAGGAGGAUAUGGUAGCAGUUCCGGAGGUAGUCAGGGUCAGGGUGGUUUUGAUAAAAACAGUUUCAAACAUAAAGAAGGUGGAGGAGCGGGUCAUGGAGGACAAGGCCAGCAAGGAUUUGGAGGAGGUCAUGGCCAGCAAGGAUUAGGAGGAGGCCAGCAAGGCUUUGGAGGAGGCCAGCAAGGAUUUGGAGGAGGUCAUGGUCAGCAAGGAUUAGGAGGAGGCCAUGGUCAGCAAGGCCAAGGAUUUGGUCAAGGAGGACACGGUCAACAGGGAUUCGGAGGAGGACAUGGAGGAGGUCGUGAUCAAGGAUUCGGAGGUUCCGGUGGUAAGCAAGGGUUCGGUUCACACGGAGCUGGAUCGGGAACUCUUGGGUUUGCCCAAGGACAGCAAGGUUUGGGUGGAGGACAUGGUUCUGGUGGACACGGACAUGAACACCAACACGGAUACAAGAAGCAUGGAUACUAAAUAUUAAACUUUCUU
Ochlerotatus camptorhynchus is the source of this 686-nucleotide messenger RNA. RefSeq lists its product as uncharacterized. The record is from RefSeq and is a predicted model, not a curated record. The transcript is spliced from 5 exons. The coding region runs from base 144 to 671 and encodes 175 amino acids. NCBI's taxonomy places the organism in Eukaryota, Metazoa, Arthropoda, Insecta, Diptera, Culicidae.